CACAUUCAGACAGAGCACAUACAGACAUCAAGAUGUACACGGGUCAGAUCGUCAUGUUUGGGCUAGCACUGCUACUCACCACUGUAAUCGUCAUCAAGGCAGAUCAUCAUGAGAAGCCUGGAGUUUGCCCUCCUGAGAGACAUUUUACUCCCUAUUCGGAUAUCCCUCAUGAUAAAUGCAAAAGUGACACAGAAUGUGAAGGUGACAAAAAGUGCUGCCCAGAUAAUGACUAUAAAUUCUGCAAACCUCCAGCAAAAGAGAGAUCCGGAGAGUGUCCACCAGCUCCAAAACCUGAAAUCAAAAAUCGUGAGGACUUUUGCUCUUCAGACAGUGAGUGUGCUGCUGGAUCCAAGUGCUGCUUUGGUUCAAAUGGAAAGACUUGUCUACCCUGUGAUAAAGCAGUGAAGGCCGGUAACUGUAAACAGACAGAAGUCAUUCAAUGCGUUUUACCCGAGCGUUCUCUUUGCAAUACUGAUUGUUCUUGUCCCAAUGAUGAGAAGUGUUGUCCCAAAGAUUGUCACUUCGAGUGCCAGAAGCCUGUGUGAGGUUAAAGAAUAAUAUCCACAUUCAACACUAUUUUCUUGGAUGUCUAAUCAUAAGAUAAUGUCUUGAAGCGUGUUCGUUCAUGAAUGGUGAAAAGUUAUUUAAUACGCUAUACUCCAAAACGAAUAUUAAAUGAAUAUAUCAAACUGCCUGUAAAGAGUUCCUUAUGUCUUUUACUAUAAAC
Messenger RNA from Pelobates fuscus (common spadefoot toad), 727 nucleotides. Its product is annotated as WAP four-disulfide core domain protein 5-like. Gene Ontology annotation, molecular function: serine-type endopeptidase inhibitor activity. The record is from RefSeq and is a predicted model, not a curated record. The transcript is spliced from 5 exons. Lineage: Eukaryota; Metazoa; Chordata; Amphibia; Anura; Pelobatidae. Bases 33 to 545 code for a protein of 170 amino acids. Gene Ontology annotation, cellular component: extracellular region.